Molecule: messenger RNA, 933 nt
Organism: Aegilops tauschii subsp. strangulata
Lineage: Eukaryota; Viridiplantae; Streptophyta; Magnoliopsida; Poales; Poaceae
Source: RefSeq, a predicted model, not a curated record
AUGGUGAACGAGGUGGAAGAGGUGACGGUGGUGGUGGUCGCGGAAGCACAAGUGACAGAGGUGGUGGUGGUGGUCGUAGAGGGAGCACAAGUGCUAGAGGUGCUAGUGUUCGUAGAGGGAGUACAAGUGCUAGAGGUGGUGGUCGAGCAAGCACAAGUGCUAGAGGUGGUGGUCAAGCAAGCACAAGUGCUAGAGGUGGUGGUCGAGCAAACACAAGUGCUAGAGGUGGUGGUGGUCGGAGAGGAAGCACAAGUGCUAGAGGUGGUGGUGGUCGUAGAGGAAUGGCAUGGCUUCAUCCAGUUCCAGGACGAGGCUGGGGCGUGCGCGGACCAAGAGGACAUGCCGAAGACGUGGAUGGAGGCCAGGUUGGACAAGGAGAAGGAGAAGGAUGUGCCCACACCACCAUGUUGGUGUGGUGAUGUUUGCAAGCUGAAGGUGUCCACUGACCGCAAGAAGUCAUGGACAGAAGGUAGAAGAGCACGCAUCUCUGAUUCUGGUAUUGCUAAACUAUUAGAUGUGGAUGGGUCAAACUGCACAAGGCUUGCCUGGACAAAAGGAUAUCUUGCACCAGAGCUUGCAUACACAACAAGGGUGACGGAGAAGUGUGACGUCUAUAGUUUUGGAGUGCUUGUGCUCGAGUUGUUGAUGGGACAUCAUCCGGGUGAUUUUCUUUCGUCCCUCUCGUCCAUGGACAAGAAAAGUACAAUAGCAAAGGAUUUUCUGGACACCUGGCUCCCAUUGCCUAAAGCUGGGAUUGCAAAUGAAAUAUUCAAAGUGAUUGCCAUCGCUGUUCGGUGCAUAGAACCUGACCCAUUACACCGUCCAACGAUGCAGGAUGCAAUCAAGGUGUUCUCUGCAGAUGAAGGGCCCAGUAAUCUUGAUUGCCUGGACACUGAAAUCGUCAUCCCUGCUUGUGGUUUUGAAUGUUCUUAG